AUGAAUCCGCCACAACAUAAUCGCCUCCUCCACCGACCAGCUCAGUAUGCAGCGUACAAUAUGCGGGUAGUACAAGAAGAGCGGCCUACGUUCGACGCAUCGCAUGCCCACUACGCGCAGUAUAACCCACAGGCAGAGGCAUAUCCUCUCUACGGCGAUGCUUUCACUCUCGCUACUUACGUGCAGGUCCCGACUUCCAUGAGGAAUUCCCACAGGCCGUCUCCCCUGCACGACGACAAUGUUGUGUCACCAACACCGGCGGACGUCAACGCAUCUCUGUAUUCUGCCACUGUUGCCGCCGAUAGCUACAUUACGCCACCCUCAUCCACCGAAUCCCUCACACCAACUCAGAAUCCAGAACCCGAGGACGAUUCGACUGUUGUGGCUGUUUCGACUGCAUUCCAUCCUCAAGCGCACCCUCACCUGCCGCCUACCGAUAUAAUUCUCUCCGCGUCUGACGGCGUUCUCUUUUACGCCCAUUCGUCGACUAUCCUCACCGCCUGCCCUAAGGCUUUCAGUACGUACAUUGGUGGAAACCUGAAUGAUCCGAAAUUCCGUGAUCAGCUCAUACAGCUCGACGCACCUUCCCAAGAACUCAACGUCAUCCUUCACAUGCUCUAUGGCACUUCUUGCGCGGCUCACUCGCCUUCGCUGGAGACUCUUAUCAACGCAGUCGACCGCAUGCCCAGCUACUCGAUGGUGCCGGAAGAACACAUCGUACCGUCGUCACACCUUCACAAUCUGCUUCUCUCCUACGCCCCAUUGCAUCCCCUCGAACUCUACACCUUGGCCGCGAGUCACAAUUUGGAACCCCUGGCGGUGAAGACUUCCUCUCAUCUACUCUCAUACUCACUGCAGACCAUCACCGAUGAACAGGCCGAGCGUAUCGGCGCCGUUUAUCUCAAGAAGCUUAUGGUACUACACUUCGGGCGGUUCACGGCCCUCAAGAAUAUUCUAUUACAGCCUCCCCACCCCCAUCCGCCCACGAAAGAGUGCGACUUUAUCCAGCAACGUAAGCUCACCAGAGCGUGGGCGCUAGUCAGUGCUUACCUUGCAUGGGAUGCGAGACCAGGUACUCCACAACAAGGCUUCGAUUGCCUUAGCUGA
This is a messenger RNA of Cyclocybe aegerita, 1107 nucleotides long. The record is from the annotation of a GenBank genome assembly. Lineage: Eukaryota; Fungi; Basidiomycota; Agaricomycetes; Agaricales; Hemipholiotaceae.